AUGUCCAUCGAUUUUGUUGAUGAUUCAAAUCAAUUGUCAGCAUCGGCAUUGAUGUCAAUCAUCAUUUACGAUCUUUUAUUUACUGUACGAUCAUUAAAAUAUCUUUUUGUCUCUUCACCGUAUGGUCAGUCUAAAACAAUAGCAAUUUCACAAUCAUCUUGUUCAAUACAAACAUCCACUAUUGAAUGUUUAACAAUAAAAGGUAUUCUGAUUAAUCUACAUGAGAUUUGUAUCAUUGCACCAAGAUUACGACAACUCAAUGUUGAAUUAACUGUUAAUCAAAUUUUCGAUAUGAAUAUGAUUUUUCAACCACCUUACAAUUUACAACAAUUAUCAUUGACGAUCGGUCAUAUAACUAUGUUCGAGAUUAGACAUUUACUUGCACCAAUGAUCCGUCUUACUCAUUUGACUCUUCAUAUCAAAAAUGUCAAAAAUGAUUUAUGUAACGGUCAUACAUGGAUACAAUUAUUAACUCGAAUCAUUGUCUUUCAAUUCGUAUUUGAAAUAUCAGAUAAAAAUCAUGUCGAUCUUGAUUCGUUUCGUACACGAUUCUGGCUUGAAGAAAAGAAAUGA
Messenger RNA from Rotaria sp. Silwood1, 573 nucleotides. Lineage: Eukaryota; Metazoa; Rotifera; Eurotatoria; Philodinida; Philodinidae. The record is from the annotation of a GenBank genome assembly.